UGUCCAUCAGUGCCUCGUGUCAGUGCCCAUCAGUGCCACAUCAGUGCCUACCAGUGCACAUCAAUGCCACCCAUCAGUGCCAGUCAGUGCCACCUAUCAAUGCCAAUCAGUGCCACCUAUCAGUGCUUCCAAUCAGUGCCACCUAUCUGUGCCAGUCAGUGCCGCCUAUCAGUGCCAGUCAGUGCUGCCUAUCAGUGCGCAUCAGUGCCGCCUAUCAGUGCCUGUCAGUGCUGCCUAACAGUGCCAGUCAGUGCCGUCUAACAGUGUCAGUCAGUUCCACCUAUCAGUGCCAGUCAGUGCCACCUAUUAGUGCCAGUCAGUGCCACCUAUCAGUGCUGCCUAUCAGUGCCAUAUAUCAGUGCCAUGUAUCAGUGCUGCCUUUCAGUGCCCAUCAGUGAUGCCUGUCA
Molecule: messenger RNA, 407 nt
Organism: Staurois parvus
Lineage: Eukaryota; Metazoa; Chordata; Amphibia; Anura; Ranidae
Source: the annotation of a GenBank genome assembly